Vollenhovia emeryi is the source of this 592-nucleotide messenger RNA. Its product is annotated as putative cyclin-dependent serine/threonine-protein kinase DDB_G0272797/DDB_G0274007. The transcript has a single exon. Bases 70 to 540 code for a protein of 156 amino acids. Lineage: Eukaryota; Metazoa; Arthropoda; Insecta; Hymenoptera; Formicidae. The record is from RefSeq and is a predicted model, not a curated record.
AGGAGGAACAGGAGGAAGAAAGGCAUCGCGUAGCCACAGAGAGUGCACGCAGUCCACCGUGUACUCGGCAUGGACCGUCAGUACACUCUCUGCAUACUCGUACCGGCACAUCAGUACCGUAACUACGUGGACAAUUACCAUCAUCAUCAUCAUCACCAUCAUCAUCAUCAUCAUCAUCAUCAUCAUCAACAACAACAGCAGCGGCAGCAUCUGCAACAGCAGACGCAGGAACAGCAACUCAGAAGUUUGCAACCUCCGACGUAUCUUCAGUAUCAACAGCAACGCUUAAUUCAGCAGCGGCAACAACAGCAGCAGCAAGAGCAGAUCUACGAGAACGUCGUGUCUCAAUAUCGCAUGAGGAUGUGCUAUCACAAUGAUUACGAGAACGACGAGCAGAUACAGAGGUUCUACUGGGAACAGUGUUACCAGCGCAACGAUACCGACGAUACCACAGCGUAUUACUACUGCGAAUAUGUAAGGGCUCACUUGGGAUUACUCGUAAGAAAGUGCUUGAGAGUACUUGUCGAUACCGCCAGUUAAUAUCGCGCAUCGUUUCUUCUCUCCGAAGACGGUAAUCGAGUGUAUUUUAGUG